AUGACUACUGCAGACCACUUUUCUGAAUGUGUAGAGAGUCAUGCCUUUGAAACCUAUGAUAAAUUUAUCAAUGCCAAAGGAGAUGAGUUGAAAAAAAAGCCUGCUCCCGAGGUUGCUAUCAAGUACUAUACUGGAGGUGAUUUAUAUUUGUUUGAUGAAUUUCAAACUGCUAGAGCUCCCUGUUCACGAAGACCAAAAAUAGAUAAUUUGUACGAUGUGUUUGUGAACAUCAGAGAUGAUGAAGCUGAACAUUGCAAGACAAUGAAGGCCUGUCAGACUCACGGAAACCUUCGGUCUCCUCAUUCAUAUGAAGAUUGCUUUGAAGACAUGCCGGAUGGCAUGAUUCGUGAAGCAGAUUGUGAAGGCAUUGUAGACUGUAUAAAGAAAUCUUUUACAACUCAAGUGAAGCAAACCAAGACCGUUGAGUGAACCAGAUGCAGUCAUGUGAGUCAACACAUAGUGACAGAUGAGAUGUAUAUAGUCUAUAAGAAAAUUACAUAGUUCCAACAUAUUGCCUUUGAUUCUUAAAUGUAAGUUCUGUUUAAAAUUUUGGAUAGCUUCCCUGCUUAGAAGGAAGGUUUCCUGUUAGACGUGAUUGAAGAUUUGAAGGCCAUUUCGCA
Molecule: messenger RNA, 620 nt
Organism: Hibiscus syriacus
Lineage: Eukaryota; Viridiplantae; Streptophyta; Magnoliopsida; Malvales; Malvaceae
Product: ubiquinol oxidase 4, chloroplastic/chromoplastic-like
Exons: 4
Coding region: 1-429 (142 amino acids)
Biological process (GO): alternative respiration
Cellular component (GO): thylakoid; mitochondrion
Molecular function (GO): alternative oxidase activity
Source: RefSeq, a predicted model, not a curated record